UACCAUAAUUGGGUUGCAGGUGAUCAAUGGUAUUCAUAGUCUGCCAAUUACGGCAAUGAAGCCUGGAUUGACCUGCAAGUGAAGCAGAACGAACUCAUAUUUAACAUCGAGAACAGACAAGGACAUUGGAGCAUAACAAAAUUUGGUAAAAAAAACCUUUAUCAGUGAAGCUCCUACCAUGUCCAACCAGCAACCAUCCACCUCGAGCCCAAACGACCGACUGCAACAGAUCGUCAACCAUUUCGAUUCAAGAAACUCGAGCAAAAAAUUGUCCGGUAAGGUCUGCAUCCUCACGGGCAUCGGUCAUGAGCUAGGAAUCGGGUGGGCUACCGCAGUCCUGUUUGCUAAAGAAGAUGCCAAACAUUUAUAUUUGCUCGAUCUCAAGGGAGAUAAAUUCCCCGCCUUAGUCAAACAUCUCAAAGAGCUUAAUCCGAAGAUUGGUCUGUCAACUAUUAGCGGUGAUGCAGCAGAAGAAAGUGUGGUUCGAUCGGUCUGUCAAAAAGCGAUAGACGAACAAGGCCGACUGGAUGUGUUUUUCGCAAAUGCAGGAGUGGUAGGAGCGGCGCAUAUUGGCAAGACGAGUUACGAGACGAGCGAGAGGGUGAUUCGGAUCAACACGAUGUCGUGUUGGCUAGCAUUGAAGUAUGCGUCGGAUGCGAUGUUGAAAGCAGGCAAAGGGGGGAGCAUCAUCUUUACCUCGUCGGCAGCAGGGCUUCGAUCGGGGGCGGGUUCGACGGAGUAUUCGGCCUCCAAGGCCGCCGUGAUCUCGUUGGCCGCCACCGGCGCGAACGCUUAUCCUGGCGCUGCAAUCAGAGUCAAUGCCGUCUGUCCUGGAAUGAUCCAGACCCAGAUGACCGGCCCGGUCUUCCAAAUGGCCAAGGAUAAAUCCAAGAUCGGCCAGUUGUGUCCGCUCAGACGUUAUGCGGUGCCCGAUGAAGUGGCUAGUGUUGUCUUGUUCUUGGCUAGUGAUGAUUCUUCUUACGUCACUGGGACAGCCAUUCCAGUCGACGGAGGUCUUGCCAGCUCGUUACCAGUAAUUCCUGGAAGACAGUAUUAAACAAGAGACAAGCAUCAAUCGUGGUUCCACUUAUUUCACUUUCCCUUCACAGUCAACUUGUUGUAUGUAUCAUUAACGUGUACUUUCAAGCUGGACAAUUCGUGUCUCUUCUAACUCACAUGUACACUCUUAUUCCUUGCUGGAUAUCAUAAACACCUCAUCAGACAAAAUUAAAUCAAUUUAAAUCACAGGCAUGUUGUUGUGUAAUUCAGAUUCCAUUGAUCAAGGAAAGAUUU
Molecule: messenger RNA, 1293 nt
Organism: Puccinia graminis f. sp. tritici CRL 75-36-700-3
Lineage: Eukaryota; Fungi; Basidiomycota; Pucciniomycetes; Pucciniales; Pucciniaceae
Exons: 8
Coding region: 179-1057 (292 amino acids)
Molecular function (GO): oxidoreductase activity
Source: RefSeq, a predicted model, not a curated record